Gossypium raimondii (Peruvian cotton) is the source of this 735-nucleotide messenger RNA. RefSeq lists its product as uncharacterized. The record is from RefSeq and is a predicted model, not a curated record. Lineage: Eukaryota; Viridiplantae; Streptophyta; Magnoliopsida; Malvales; Malvaceae. The transcript is spliced from 2 exons. The coding region runs from base 1 to 735 and encodes 244 amino acids. Gene Ontology annotation, molecular function: nucleic acid binding.
AUGGACCAUCUAAAGUACAUGAUGGAGUCGAUUGCUCAGAAUAGAAGAAUGGCCCGAUGGCAAAUUCUACUUUCCGAAUUUGACAUAGUCUAUGUAAACCAGAAGGCAGUAAAAGGGAGUGCAAUAGCAGAUUUUCUAGCCAGUAGGGCUCUAGAAGAUUACGAGCCAUUAAACUAUGAUUUUCCAAAUGAAAAUCUGAUGUAUGUUGCAACCACUGAAGAAGAGGCUCAAGAAGGACAUCCUUGGAAACUAAAAUUUGAUGGGGCCUCCAACGCUAUGGGUAACGGAAUUAGAGCAGUCCUGGUAUCCCCAAACAGAUAUCAUUAUCCAUUUAUUAGCAAAUUGGAUUUUGAUUGCAUAAAUAAUAUGACAGAAUACAAAGCUUGCAUCAUGGGUAUCCGUGUGGCCAUAGAACAUAAGAUCAAAGUACUAGAGGAGUUUGACGGCAUCACCUUCUGUUAUCUCCCGCGAGAUGAAAAUCAUAUGGCUGACACCCUGGCUUCUUUAGCUUCCAUGGUCAAGAUGAACAAACAGGAAGAUGUAAAACCUAUCCAGAUGAUUAUUUAUGAGGCUCCGGCUCAUUGUUACAACAUUGAAGAAGAAGAAAAGGAUGGUAACGAUUGGUACCAUGAUAUACUGCGGUAUGUGAAGAAUCGUGAAUACCCUGACCAAGCAAUUGAGAAUGAUAAAAGGACGUUGAGAAGACUGGCCAGUGACUAUGUCUUAAAUGGGUAG